Messenger RNA from Dreissena polymorpha, 5462 nucleotides. RefSeq lists its product as uncharacterized. The coding region runs from base 188 to 1153 and encodes 321 amino acids. The transcript has 10 exons. Gene Ontology annotation, molecular function: DNA-binding transcription factor activity. NCBI's taxonomy places the organism in Eukaryota, Metazoa, Mollusca, Bivalvia, Myida, Dreissenidae. The record is from RefSeq and is a predicted model, not a curated record.
AUAAACACUGAGCAGUUAUCUAUAUAAUUAUUAGUUUUAUGGAAAACUUGAGCGAAUAGCGACGUAUAUUAAAAACACAUGAAUAAUCUCGUCGAGUCAGUUUCGUAUGGGAAUUAUGGCAACAAUGGAAGCAAAAAAAAAAAUGCCGUAAAGAGACUGAUACCGAAAGUUGGUCGUAGUUUUCAAUAUGGCGUCUGUUAGUGUUAACCUCCACGCGAGAAAUCGCAAUGAAGACGAAAUACUUAUAUUCAGUAGCCUUGGCGAUGCAAAAGCACACAUUAAAAAAGAAGAAAUUGAAACAAAUAACCGUUAUAUUAUUGGUUACAGUACCAAAAACUUUGGCAAUUCAGUUGUUACUUCAUCCUCCCAUAAGGUUUGUUGGGUCCAUGGGGUGAACCCUUACAUGUAUGUGAGCCUUGGACAUCAGGUUCUGAAAUGCCACCAUGGUACAGACAAGAAUAAGAAGAAAAAAAUGGAAAAGGAAAAGACAAAGACAUUUAGCAGUGAGCAGCACUCGUAUGCUAAAAAGAAAACAAGGCAUGCAUUGCAGCCCUCCAAAAAAAUGGACUGUCCUGCUUCGAUCAUUCUGAAGGAAGUGUUGAUAUUCACCCCUGAAGAGGGUUCAUCAAGGGAGCUGGACAAAAAAAUGGCUGCUUCUAAUGUGAGGAGUGAUCUGAGUAAAGGCAUCAAGAAGAUAAUGGUGGUGUUUCCUAACGUCGAACACAAGUACCAUACCAGUGGAGAGAAUGCUGGGCUGUUGCAGCGUAUCGACAGUGAUGUUGCGUCAAAAAUCAAAGAGCUUGUGGUGGAAGAUGGCGUUGCAAAUGUUGAAGAGAUGCAACGCCAUCUGACCUCAUUUGUUACGAAAAAUGUAACACCUGCUCCAUCCAAAACUAAUCGGAGAUUUGCCCCUACAAAAAAAGUGAUCCGUUAUCACAUGAACAAGGCAGCAAAAAAUGGAUGUGAUAGUAGUGAUGAUCAACACAACUUAGUACAGCUAAGGAGAUAUCCCAUGGCUUCAAAGUACAAACAAUUUCCUUUCUGGUGGGGUACCACAAACCCAAGGAUACGGGUGGGCAGUUUUCAGCUGCGUGGCUAUCGAAUGCGUCCGCUUUUACAUCAAGGAGGCAUUUCUAGAGAAAAUCGAAAGUGAGCCAUAUCUCUCAACAAUGAGGCAAGUGAAAGGCCUCCAAGACCAGGAACUUUUAAAAAUCCUCAGUGAAGAUAAAUAUCUAGGGGGAGCAUACGUAGAACAUGUCCUGGUUCGCGAGGCUUUGGCAGCCAUCUUUGUAGCAUUUACAGGGGACACAUAUACUAAUGCGAAUGUGGAAUGCUGUUCUAUUAUUCAUCGGUCAACGUUGAGAGCAAUGCAAGCUGCCUGUGCGAUUGGUGAAGCAAAGAAGAAUGAAUUGCUGAACCGGUAUAAGCACAUUUCCGGGAAAUGUUAGGCGAUGUGAUUAUAUUUAUUGUGCUUUGAUGUGUUUAACGAAGUACUAUAACCAAUUACAAUACAUUUCUUAAUAAUCAUUAAUGAUAAUUUCGUGUUUUCAGAUACAAUCAUUUCUUAAUUAUUAUAUAUAAGCCUUUUUAAAUAAAUAAUGCGCGUUUUACGUGUUAUUUAAAAUGUGAACAUUAUAUUAAUCUAAUCGAAAACGAAUUAAUUUUGUUAUUGAAAAAGGGAGAUAACUAUGACUUGAGUUAUACAUUACAUUUGACAGAGUUAUACAUCUCAUUAAAUAACAUUUAAAAAAUGGUGUUAUAUUUUCAUAUAUGAUGUAAAUAAUAACAUACACAUAUUACUUACUAUACUUUUCGGCCGAAGAUGCUAAGAUAAUAAAUUGUUUUGUAAACGAAAAACGCGAUAUAAUUUUCCUUUAUCAUUUACAUUUGUUGUAAAAAGUGAGCAUAUGAAAAUUCUGAUGUCUGAUAGUGUUUUGCCUUUUGUGAAAAGAUUUGUACCAUUGUAACAUUGGAUGUUUUUACGUUUACUGAUGUCCAAGGCUCAUUCAACAUUGGCAUUGGUAUAGGUGUCCCCUGUAAAGGCUACGAAGAUGGCUGCCAAAGCCUCACGUACAAGAGUUAUAGUUUCUAUUUUUGUGAGGAUUCGAUAAUACUGUAAAUUUAACAAGCUCUACAAUAUAACAGAAUUGGCAUCUGUUGACGAUUUAAAAACCUGAAAAAUAUAAAGCAUUAAUUUGGCGAGUUCUGUUGUUUUCGUUAUAUUUUGUGAUAGUACGAUAAUUGCUUUUAUAAAGUAUACACAUAUUGUUGGCAUCUUUUACAUCAAUUUCUUUACAAUAUGACUUUUUCCCCUCGCACCAAGACCAUAAUAUUUAUUGGUUAAACCAAUGAGUUUAUUGUUUGCUGUUGAAUGCCUUACUAUUUAACAUUUGAUAAUCUCAUCCGGAGGUGGGUGCUUUUCUGAGUUUUUUGUUUUGUUUUGUUAAUUAAAUAAUUUUCCAACGUUUAGAACUGUACUGUUUUGGUAAUAUUUAUAUAUGUAUUUCUACUUUUAUUCGCACUUUGAUCGUUGUAAUUUCAAUAGUGUUACGAUUUUACUUAUUUAAGACGCAUUCUGCAGAAUGCACCAACAAUAUCGGGUUUGAUGAACUUUAUUUACUUAGUUUAAUGUCUUUUUUUUAUUAAUACGCUCUCCUUUUCUAUAUGUUGUAAUUGGUCUGCAAAACUAAAGCGUUCAUAUUAACGUCCCUUUUAUUGCUAAAUUUAUAUUUUUCGUCUUGAUUAAAAAUCGAUCCAUUUAUUUAGCAUUUGUGUUUCACCAAAUUUUAUUCAAUGUAUGGUAUGAUUUUCUUGAAACGAGAUAGUUUGCCACAGACGUGUGUCGCACAAAUUUAUAGAUUGUGUGUAAGCCAUUUCACCAUUUAUCCAAUUACACCUUGUAUUGUUAAUGAUUAAAGAUGAAGUUCAUGUAAAUAAUGCUUUGUAAAAACGUCUACUUUAUCUGCAUUUAAGGAGGCGUUUGUAUCAUUAAUUAUGGUAUGAUUGAUUGAUUGUUAUCGUGAUGUUAACUGUAUAUAGUUGUGAAUUAACCAUAUUCGUCGCUUUCGAUGAUGAUUUUAAAAUUCUGUAAGUUGUAAUUAUUUUUUAUUUCUUACCUUUUUAUUCAGGUCCAGGUUUUCGCAAAAAAUAAAUUUAACCAAACAUAGGGCUGUACUAAACAGCACUUAUGUGGCUAAGGAUGGUUAAAUCCCAAAGAUGUGUGUUCGUCUUGAAAUACCGUAUAAAGUUGUAUAUAUUUUGAAUGUAUGUAUGUGCGUACCGUAUUUUAUCAUGCAUAGCGCGCAGUUUUUUACCUUCAAAUUUCAAAAUAAAAAUUCAGUGCGCGUAAUACAUUGACACAGCGCUUUCCUGGUUGCUAAAUUGCAAAAAAUCCAGUUCGUAAUCGUAAAUCUUCACAAUUGCCGCCAUUUUUUUUAUUGCAGAAAACUACACCCUAUAAUGUUAUAGACUGAAGGGGCCGUUGUCGAAACAACAAAAAGCGGGAAAGGGUAGGAAUGAACGGGGUAGUAACAGUUUUGACAAAAAUUAAAAGAUGAAAAAAUGUCUUUGUUGGUGUUUUCACACUUCUUCAUUGAUUGUUCAUUUAAAAAAAUCGAGGUAUAUCGAUCCCCGCGUCGUCGCGGUAUUGUUUGUUAAAGUUUUUGUUGUCAUGAAAACUUGUUGAUUUACAACGCAAAACGUCUUAUUUGAACUGACGCUAAUUAUUUCAAUCAAAUUUUUUUCAACUUCGCUUUUGCUUUAUUUUGAUAAUUUAAUCCAAAGUUUAAUGUUAGCAAUUCUGAGAGUUCGCACUCUAUGUGAAUUGACAGUUUGACGUCAUCAAAGGAAAGCCGCUUCCUGUCUGAAGCAAUAAAGCGACAAGUUUCUCGCCGACAAAAUUGGCUUCUUUUGUCUAGCAAUCAACAUGCCGAACCAAUCGUGUGUUUGUUCCUCAAUGGCAAUCGUCCAAUUAAAUAAUAGCACGUGCACAACUCCGCCUUCGAACCUUUUGCAGAGAACGGAGGUGGAGUUUAACGGUUAAUUGAGCAAGUGUUAUACGUAAGUUGAGUUCCGAUUUGCCGAAAUUUCUCGGCCCUAAGCAUUGAAACGACGAAAACAUUUAUCAAUGAUUUUCCGAUCUCUGCAUUAAUAUGCUACAGUGCGAGUAUACUACGUAGGUUACAAACCAACAAUAGAGAUAUAGACUCGUUUUAAUUUCUUUCAACAGAAACAAAAAAUGAUAUUUGUCUAAUGGCUUUACGCCGAUAACGCCGAUAACGCCAACUGUAUGGAAUUGAGCGUUCGGGUGUAUUGUUUGUGUCACUAUAAAUACUGAUCAACUAGAGGCAGCGAAGGCGCGAAAUACCGGGUCAAACUGGAUUUAAUGGGGAGCAUCUCUUAAUGGGGAAAUAUUUAAGUCGAUGAAAAAUAAAAUGGGAUCCACGGACGAUUUGCGUAAAAUUGGACAUUGCGAUGUUGCGGGUCUGCAGAAGACUAUGUCAUACGAUGUUGUGAGCGGCAGGUAAUGAAAAUGUUCACUGUUCAAAUGUGAGGAAUAGGUAAUAGUGGUUCGAAUUUAAUGCGCAGGGGUCUUGAAAAAACACGCGCAGUGCGCGGCAAUAAGGACAUAUACGGUGUUCUCGAGAGCAUAAUCUUAAAAAUUGUCGAAAAUAUAGUGUUAUGCAACCCAUGCUCCUGAUCGUAUAAACGCUCCCUACUUUAAAACAAAAAAUUAAGCGCCUGAAUAACUCAGAUUAAAUGAUUGCGCAAUAUAAGAAUGGCGGCCAUUUUCAGCCCAAUUUGCAAGUUUUUGGUCUUGAAUUCUUUUUUUUCUCCAUUUUGGCUUUAAAAAAUCGCAUGCGCGUUAUACAUGGGAGCGCGCUAUACAUGGUAAAAUACGGUAUGUACGUACGUACGUACGUACGUACGUACGUACGUACGUACGUACGUACGUACGUACGCAUGCAUGUAUGCAUGCAUGCAUGCACGCACGCACGCACGCACGCACGUACGUAUGUAUGUAUGUAUGUAUGUCAUGACAUACAUAUUAGAUAUAUGUUACAUAUGUUAAUGUCAUUAAUUAAAAACAAACUGAAAAAUCAGUUUGAAUAUGUUCCUCUCCAUACUACAAAUUCUUCUUAUUUUAUGUCUUGUAAGUAAAUUGGUAAAUUUUAGAUAUGCAGUUUCAAUAUUACAGUAGAUUAAAUCAUGUAUUCCCUUCAUAAACAUACCAUGUUAACCAGUUCAUAACAAUAUCGUCCAACCUUUUAUCUUCUACCAUAACUUAUAGAUUGUAUAAACCAUAUAUAAUGUAAACUAUAAGCUUGUAUAAGCUUUAUUGCUGACUAAAUGUUGUUCUUGUUCUAAGCAUUUUUGUUUGUAACAAUUUAUGUAUUAAAACGGAAAAUAUGACAUGAUCAGAGAACAUAAAGUGAUUGACAAUAACAAUCCAUAAAUUAUAA